Messenger RNA from Hyla sarda, 626 nucleotides. It is a transcript of the gene DYNLT2B, whose product is annotated as dynein light chain Tctex-type 2B. The coding region runs from base 105 to 473 and encodes 122 amino acids. Gene Ontology annotation, molecular function: dynein intermediate chain binding. Gene Ontology annotation, biological process: microtubule-based movement. The transcript is spliced from 5 exons. The record is from RefSeq and is a predicted model, not a curated record. Gene Ontology annotation, cellular component: cytoplasmic dynein complex; cytoplasm. NCBI's taxonomy places the organism in Eukaryota, Metazoa, Chordata, Amphibia, Anura, Hylidae.
CGGAAGCGUUCCCUCCGCCUGAACCCGGAAGCGUUCAGCACCCUGGUUACCAUGGUGACGUCCACGCUGCUGGGAGCUUGACUUUAGCAGGACCCGACAUAACCAUGGGGGAAAGCAGCGAUAAUUCCUACUGCAUCCGGCCGAACUUUCAGCAUAAGUUCAGGACGGCAGCAGUAAAAGACUGUAUACGAUCUGUGCUGAAGGAAGAACUUAAAAGCAAACAAUAUAUUCCUGAAGAGGUUCCACAGCUGUCUCGCCUUUUGUCAGAGACAAUAAAAGAUAAACUCAAAGAAAUGGGUUUUGAUAGAUAUAAAAUGGUGGUGCAAGUUGUGAUUGGUGAGCAGAGAGGAGAAGGAGUUAAAAUGGCUGCUCGAUGCUUUUGGGAUGCUGACACUGAUAACUAUGCUGAAGAUGUCUUCAUGAAUGAAUACUUGUUCUGUGUUGCUGCUGCAUUUGGAUGUUUCUACUACUAAGAAGACCUGCGCAUUACAUCUAAGGGGGGGUUCACACUGCAGAAACUGUUUUUGUUAAAGAGAAACUGGAAUGCAGUGUGAACCAAAGGGAUACUCUCUUGUAAAUAGUCUCAUAUAUUUGUGAAAAUACAUAAUAAAUAUUUUAUGAAUGUA